Molecule: messenger RNA, 5086 nt
Organism: Talpa occidentalis (Iberian mole)
Lineage: Eukaryota; Metazoa; Chordata; Mammalia; Eulipotyphla; Talpidae
Gene: PDE1B
Product: phosphodiesterase 1B
Exons: 15
Coding region: 2785-4308 (507 amino acids)
Biological process (GO): signal transduction
Molecular function (GO): 3',5'-cyclic-nucleotide phosphodiesterase activity
Source: RefSeq, a predicted model, not a curated record
AGGAGGAGGCGAGAUGGGCGGAGGACAGACGCUGCGGGCAGCCAGGUGUGGUGUGGCCGGCGGGAUCCAGACUGGACAGGCCCUGUGGAUUGUGUGCGCACCUGCGUGCCGGCACCAACUUCUUCACUUCCCUGGUCCAUCUUGCCUUCACCUGAUUCUCUUCCCAUGUCCAUCGCUUUCCUUUUUGUCUCUUCCUCAUGACUGUGGCAGGUGACUUAGCGGCGUUUUCCUCUGUCGCUCCUUCCUGACCCCCAGUCCAUAGGCCCUCACGUUGCCCUGAAAUUGCAUCUCUUGCCUUAAGAACCCUGGGAGGGAAGUAGGAUUCCUCUUCCAACUUCCAGCCCCUUGGCUUGAGGUGCCCUGACCUAAGCUCUCUUACUCACUGUGAUCUUUUUGGGGUUGUGGGAGCUGGAAGCAGUGGCUUCGGAAAUGGCCAGAUGGUCAGCCAUGUGGUGAUCCAAGAAAUGAACGGCUGGGGCUUGGGGGUACUGAACUCUUCCGUGAUGUGGGAGUCUUCCGGCCAGGAGCCUUUUCAUCUAGCUGGCUGCCUAGAGCAGGGAGAGACGAGGCCUCCCGGGGUCAGAAGCUCAGGCUUCUGUCAUGGUGCAGGGACUGAAGGUAAAAGAGCAAAAUCUGAUGUUGGUGAAACAGGCUGGCGUGAAGGUGGGGAUUUUUCUUGGGUCUGGAUGAGGACUGGAUGCAGGCUGAGCAUCCAGUUGUACAGACAAAGGGACCGUUCCCGUGCCAGGUCCUCUGAGCGCUGAAGCAGGGAUGCCGCAUUAAAACUGAUGUGGACUUCCUGCUGAAGAAUGGUGAAGUGAGGCCUUUGGGUGGGUCUGGGAGAGCCCAGGCCAGAAAGGGUGGCAUGGGGAGCAUUUCAUAACUCCAGGAGGGUGAAGUUCAGGAUUAUUCCAGCUGCCCAAGUCCAGGUCCCCUCUGGAACUCCGCAUUUGUCAGAUUUAUUCUUUAAUCUUCACCGCCCCCUCCUGAUGUGUGGAUCAAGUUGGAUUCAGAUUUCAACAGGAGCUAGAAAAGAGCUUCUGGAUCACAUCUAGAAGUGGGGGCAGGAGGAACUCAGGGGGAGGGGUGUGUUGAAAGCCAGCCUACAACUUCUUUGGCUGUUCUGCCCAGUCUUUCCAUUUGAGUUUCAGAAAUCCUGGCUCAGGUGUCACUUGUGAGCUCUACCAGAUCACCCCAUACCUGAUUUAUCUGCCCCCGCUACCCCUUUUAUUUAUUUAGGGAACAUUUCCCGAGCAUGCACUGUGCACGCUGAGCAUAGCUGCCAAGAUAAACAGGUCCCUGUCGGUGCUUUCUCUCUGGGGCACUUCAGGAACGAUGGGCUGACACUGAACGAGCUGUGAUGGUGUUGGGGUGCUUGGUGAGGUUCUAGGAGUGGGAGUUGUAGGUUUUCCAGUCUGACUGAGACUGACAAGAUGUGAUCUUGGACAAAUCACUUAACCUCCCUCAUAAGGUGGUUGUGAGGUGCAAGUGAGGUUUGUAGUUGUCAAGGAGAGAUCGUGGCCAUCCCCUUCCUGCUAUCCUUCUGCGACGAGGCUUCCUAAUGACCAGCUUUCAUCCAAACUAGACUCUUCCCACUUGGAUUUGGGAUGGGGAAGGCAGGUGUUCGUUGGGUUUGAAGGGAAUGAGGUGUGAGCUGGGCAGGACCAGCUCAGGUUUAAAUCGUAUUUACAGAGGCUCGUUUUUGUGCAGGCUUUUUGCAUACGUUAUUGAACUCUCUCACCAACAGCCCUUCAUGAGAGGGGGAAGGCUUGUUAUCAUCCUUACCAUUUCACAGAUGAAGGAAUUGGGCUCCAGAAUAGUUCCUCAAACUUCAGUGUGCAUGAGGAUCCUCUGGUUGUUUGUUAAAAAUAUAGAUCCCUGAACCAUACUCUCAAAAAUUCUGGUUCCAAAGGUGUGCAGAGACGCCCAGGAUGUGGUACCCCAGGUGAUUCUGAUCUGCGGCAUCUGCGCGGAGCUAGAUUCUGAUUAUGCUUCAGUGACUUGCCCAAAGCCCAGAGCCGGGAGGUGACAGGUCUGGACCCAGGAGUCCUGCCUCCCAGACCCGGGUCCGAGGGGGCCUAGAUUUCUUCUUGGAAAUAGGGACGGCAAUUCCUCCCGCCUCUCACCUCCCCCUAGGCCCAUUGUGAGGUUAAAAUGAGAUAAUGUAGGAGCAAGCGCUUUUUCAAAUGAGGAGCUGGCAGCAUUGUUAGCGAUUCUGCGAAUCCAUGCAAAUGAGCGCCCGUGGGCGUGGCUGUUCACUUUGGGAGCCUGAGCUGGGAUGUGCCUUUUCAGAGGUGGGUCUGGAAGAAACUGGAAGAAUUCCGGUGGUGGGCAUUGACUGGGGGGUGGGGGGGCAGAGUUUUGGGUUGUGAGAAGGUCUGACGGGAAGGGAAUCCUGGAGAGAGAUGGGUCCAGAGGCCUUUUUCUUCCGAUUCCAGGGCCCCCGGCCACCUGGACUGCCUUGGAGGGAGCAGCCCUGCCUGGGGCCUGGGCUCCAAAGGCAGAGUGUACCUCACCUUUUUGUUCUGCCCCCUCUCAGUGGGCACUGUGGGGGCUGCUGGUUCAGGCCCUGCUUUCUACCUCAUUUGGCUGGGGAAGGCUUUCAUGUUCUCGAGUCUCUGUUCCUCCUCCCUAAUGAAGCUGAACUGAACCUGGCCUCCGUGUGAUUAAACAACCCGCCGCGUCCACAUGGAGGGGGAGCGGCAGGACGGCCGGAGUGGGAUUUGAAAAGAACCCACUGCCCCUCUGGGCCUGGCCCUCCUCUUCUGCCCCACUUGUAUCCAGAUGUGUCUUCAGCCAGGACUGCUGAGGCUCCGCUACAUGGUGAAGCAGUUGGAGAAUGGGGAGGUGAGCAUUGAGGAACUGAAGAAAAACCUGGAGUACACGGCCUCCCUGCUGGAGGCUGUCUACAUAGAUGAGACACGGCAAAUCCUGGACACGGAGGACGAGCUGCAGGAGCUGCGGUCUGAUGCUGUGCCUUCGGAGGUGCGGGACUGGCUGGCCUCCACCUUCACCCAGCAGGCCCGGGCCAAAGGCCGGCGAGCGGAGGAGAAGCCCAAGUUCCGGAGCAUUGUGCACGCCGUGCAGGCCGGCAUCUUUGUGGAACGGAUGUUCCGGAGAACGUUCACCGCCGUGGGCCCCACCUACUCCGCUGCAGUCCUCAGUUGUCUCAAGAACCUGGACCGCUGGUGCUUUGAUGUCUUCUCCUUAAACCGGGCAUCGGAGGAGCACGCCCUGAGGACCAUCGUUUUUGAGUUGCUGACUCGGCAUAACCUCAUCAGCCGCUUUAAGAUUCCCACUGUGUUUCUGAUGGCUUUCCUGGAAGCCUUGGAGACAGGCUAUGGGAAGUACAAGAACCCUUACCACAACCAGAUUCACGCAGCCGACGUUACCCAGACGGUCCACUGCGUCCUGCUCCGCACGGGGAUGGUGCACUGCCUGUCAGAGAUCGAGCUCCUGGCCAUCAUCUUUGCUGCAGCCAUCCACGACUACGAGCACACAGGCACAACCAACAGCUUCCACAUCCAGACCAAGUCAGAGUGUGCCAUCCUGUACAACGAUCGCUCAGUGCUGGAGAAUCACCACAUCAGCUCUGUUUUCCGAAUUAUGCAGGAUGACGAGAUGAACAUCUUCAUCAACCUCACCAAGGAUGAGUUUGUAGAGCUGCGGGCCCUCGUCAUCGAGAUGGUCUUAGCCACAGACAUGUCCUGCCACUUCCAGCAAGUGAAGACCAUGAAGACGGCCCUGCAGCAGCUGGAGAGGAUCGACAAGCCCAAGGCUCUGUCUCUGCUGCUCCACGCCGCGGACAUCAGCCACCCCACCAAGCAGUGGUCGGUCCACAGCCGCUGGACCAAGGCCCUGAUGGAGGAGUUCUUCCGCCAGGGCGACAAGGAAGCAGAGCUGGGCCUGCCCUUCUCUCCGCUCUGUGACCGCACUUCCACGCUGGUCGCGCAGUCCCAGAUCGGUUUCAUCGACUUCAUCGUGGAGCCCACCUUCUCUGUGCUGACCGAUGUGGCCGAGAAGAGUGUCCAGCCCCUGGCAGACGAUGACGGCAAGUCUAAAAGUCAGCCCAGCUUCCAGUGGCGCCAGCCUUCCUUGGAUGUGGAAGUAGGAGACCCCAAUCCUGACGUGGUCAGGUUCCGCUCUACCUGGAUCAAGUACAUUCAGGAGAACAAGCAGAAAUGGAAGGAACGAGCAGCAAGUGGCAUCACCAACCAGAUGUCCAUCGACGAGCUGUCCCCCUGUGAGGAAGAGGCCCCGCCCUCGCCCGCCGACGACGAGCACAACCAGAACGGGAACCUGGACUAGCCGGGCGGGCCCAGGUCCUCGUGAGUCUAACGUGUCCGAUGUCAUCAGCACCAUCCAUCGGGACUGGCUCCCCCAUCUGCUCCAAGGGAGCGCGGAGGUCGUGGAACAGACAACCCACCCGCAGGCCAAAUGCCAGAUUGUGGGGGUGGGGGGGCCCUUCCCCACCCGAUACCCAUUGGGGCGCACUUUACUCUCCUGGCAGCAAGACUGGGGAACUUUGGACUCCCAGUGGUCACUGUGCCCGUCCCCCCGCCUCUGGACCCCCCCAUGGCCAGAUGGCUGGCUGGGGGUGGGGCGCUUCCCAGGGGCUCCCCAGGGCCUGGGGGGAGGGUCAGAGAUGCCAGCCCCCGGGCCCUCCCCAUCCUUUUUGCCUCCAAGUUUCUAAGCAAUACGUUUUGGGGGUUCCCUCAGCCCCCACCCCAGAUCUUAGCUGGCAGGUCUGGGUUCUCCUUUUCCUCCACUGGGAGGGGCCGGAGUGGGAUAGAGAGUGGGGGUUUUCAGAGUCCUAUGUUUGGGGAGGAGAGUGGGCGCCUUGAGGGCACGGGACCUGGCGAGGGCCUGGGAAUGGGGGGGCGCACCCUCUUCACCCCGACCUGCACUGCUUUAGCACCAUCCACAGCCCAACCCCCGCAACCUUCCCUCCCUCCCGUUCUGAAAUGGCCCUGCAGGAGGAGGGGAGCCACAGGCCAGGGCUGAGGGGGGGUCUUUCCCAGGGUUCUCAGGAACCUGGAUUGGUCCUGGGAUGUCACCUGCCCUGGCUGCCUCCCCAGCCCCCCAC